Molecule: messenger RNA, 264 nt
Organism: Penicillium coprophilum
Lineage: Eukaryota; Fungi; Ascomycota; Eurotiomycetes; Eurotiales; Aspergillaceae
Product: proteasome regulatory particle lid subunit SEM1
Exons: 3
Coding region: 1-264 (87 amino acids)
Biological process (GO): mRNA export from nucleus; double-strand break repair via homologous recombination; proteasome assembly
Cellular component (GO): proteasome regulatory particle, lid subcomplex; proteasome complex
Source: RefSeq, a predicted model, not a curated record
AUGUCAAACCCAACUACCCAGAAGACCGAUGCCACAGAGCAGCCCCCAUCACAAACAAAGCCCCAAGUCCUAGAGGAAGAUGACGAGUUCGAGGAUUUCCCCGUUGAAGACUGGCCCCAAGAAGAAGCCGAGCAGACCUCUGGCUCGGCAGCAAAUGGCGGUAGCGAGCAUCUGUGGGAAGAGAGCUGGGAUGACGAUGAUGCGGCGGAGGACUUCUCAAAGCAGCUCCAGGAAGAAUUGAAGAAAGUCGAAGCCUCGGCUUAA